CCCAACCCCAACUCUCCCCCCACCCCGGCGGCCCCACCAUCUCCCACCGUUCAGAAUUUCUCUACGUCGUGUCAGCACCCAGCGCACCGUCGGGAGCACGAAUUUUCUGACCCUUCAGAAAAAGAAAAACCAUUUUUCCCAACCCCACAAUUAAUCAAUCAUGGAUGAGAAUCCGCCGCCCGCCGCCGCCGCCGAUCCAUCGGCUUCUUCACUUUUCGAUUGGUCUGAAUUCCUCAACUUCAACAUCGACGAUAGCCUCGGCAUCUCUUUCCCCCCGCCGGAGCAAGACCAGUCCGGCGUUGACCAAAGUCAACGGCAGGGCAGUCCGGGUCGGGUGAGGAAGAGGGAUCCGAGAUUGGUCUGUUCGAAUUUCCUCGCGGGUCGGAUCCCCUGCGCCUGCCCGGAACUGGACGAGAAGCUGGAUGAAGAGGAGGACGCGGAGCCCGGGCUGCCCGGCAAGAAGCGGAACCGGACGGGUCGGGCCCCGGCCGGAAAUCCGAUUCGUUGCCAGGUGCCGGGUUGCGAGGCGGAUAUUAGUGAGCUCAAAGGCUAUCACAGGCGGCAUCGGGUGUGCUUGCGGUGCGCCACUGCCGGCUCCGUCGCUCUCGGCGGCGAGAGCAAGAGAUACUGCCAGCAGUGCGGGAAGUUUCAUGUCUUGUCUGAUUUUGACGAGGGCAGACGUAGUUGUAGGCGGAAACUAGAAAGGCACAAUAAGAGGCGGCGACGAAAACCUGAUGAAUCCCAAAAAGACUUGGGGAAGGGAGCACAACAGGUUGUGCUGGUUGAUGACAUAAGUGGAGAUGACACAGCUGAAAAAGAUGGAGCAUCGUUGAGCAGUCAAGUAGAAGAAAGAGAGACAUUGUUGGAUUCAGAUGGACACAUCUCCACACUAUGUUCCAUGCCCGGUUCUCAAAAUGUCCAAACUGAUAGUAUUGUGUCUUUUUCAGCAGCCAUUGCUGAAACUCAUACAGAUGGCGACAACCAGAAUCCAGAAUCGAAAUCCUCUCCUCUCUACCUUGACAACAAGAGUACUUUUUCCUCUGUGUGCCCUACUGGUCGGAUCUCCUUCAAACUUUAUGACUGGAAUCCUGCAGAGUUUCCUCGACGACUGCGACAUCAAAUAUUUGAAUGGUUGGCUAGUAUGCCUGUUGAAUUGGAGGGCUACAUCCGUCCCGGUUGUACAAUUUUGACAGCUUUUAUUGCCAUGCCAAAGCCGGUGUGGCGUAAGCUGUUGGAAGAGCCAACUCUGUACAUAAAAGACUUGGUUUCUGCCCCGGGGAGCAUGUUGUCUGGAAGAGGCACAAUGUCUGUUUAUCUUAAUGAGAUGAUAUUCCGUGUCACGAAAGAUGCUAAUUCAGUUGUGAGAACAAGAACGAGGAGUGCAGCUCCAAAGCUUCACUACAUAUAUCCAACUUUCUUCGAGGCUGGAAAGCCAAUGGAAUUUGUGGCUUGUGGGAAUCAUCUACUGCAACCAAACUUUCGGUUUCUUAUUUCAUUUUCCGGGCGAUACCUUGUGUAUAAUAUUCGCGUCUCCUCUAUAUGCUGUGAAAAAGGAGGCGCUGACUCGAUAGAUCAUCAAUUGUUGAAGAUUUUUGUACCUGGGAUUGAUAUAGAUGUCAGGGGCCCUGCUUUUAUUGAGGUUGAGAACCAAUCUGGUUUAUCCAACUUUAUCCCAAUUCUCGUUGGUGACAAAGAAACUUGUAUGGAAAUGGAGGUUUUGCAACGAAGGUUUGAGAAACACGUAUCCCCCCAAGAACACACACCAUCUCCUCUACAGCCCAAGUGUGAGGUUUUUGCUUUCAGGCAGUCACAAUUUUCGGAGUUUAUUUUAGAUGUUGCAUGGUUGCUGAGGAAACCCACAUCCAAACAACACUUGACGAGUAUUCAUAUUCAGAGAUUCAACAAUCUGUUGAAUUUCUUGAUAGAAAAUGAAUCCCGUGUGAUCUUGGAGAGAGUGACGAGCUGUUUGAAUUAUUAUAUGGACAACAGUUCGAUCGCUGACAUAUCUGAUUCUGAGAUGGGAUUAUUCCGAAGAAGUAUGGAUAUUGCUCAGCAGAGGCUUGCUCAGAAAUUAUUAGAUGAAGAUGUUUCCAUCAUGCCAACCGACGAUAGAAAUUUUUGCCGGAAAAGCUCCUGCUCCCCUGACACAAUGCAAUCUGUUGUUCCAGCCACUAAACAGAAAAUGACACCAAAGCCGAGCUCACCUUUGCCACCUCUGGACGAAAGCAUAAGAACUCCUCUUUUAAAAGGAGAUGUGAUCAUGAACGUAGAACUUCACAACAAGCCGGGAAAGAUUUGCGGGCCAUUGUUAACUAGAUCGAUUCUCACCUCACGGUCCAUCAUCAUCAUGGGAAUUGCCGCCAUUGGUGUUUGUUUUGGAAUAUGUGCGAUCGUCAUCCACCCCCAACGGGUAGGUCAGAUCGCCACAAGUAUACAUAGGUGCUUGUUCUACAAAGCUUAGCCAUUUCCCAAUCGGUGAGUGUCUUUCAUGUGUACAUACAAAUCUUUUCUUCGGAAAAAGGCUUGUAGAAAAUUCUAUGCUCGAGUAAUUAGUUUUGAGUGUCCGUGGAACGGGCGGGUGAUCGACAGGGUCGAGCUUUUUUGUUCCCUUUUCUUGGAUGUGUACCUUUUGUAGGCUUUUGAUUUGUUGCUUAUGUGAAACUAAUCUGGUAUUUCAACAAAGAAUCAGUGCAAAUUUAUAUGCUUCUUUUUGGGCA
Andrographis paniculata is the source of this 2717-nucleotide messenger RNA. RefSeq names its product squamosa promoter-binding-like protein 7. The transcript is spliced from 10 exons. Lineage: Eukaryota; Viridiplantae; Streptophyta; Magnoliopsida; Lamiales; Acanthaceae. Gene Ontology annotation, cellular component: nucleus. The coding region runs from base 161 to 2461 and encodes 766 amino acids. The record is from RefSeq and is a predicted model, not a curated record. Gene Ontology annotation, molecular function: DNA binding.